This is a messenger RNA of Nanorana parkeri, 2724 nucleotides long. Its product is annotated as TRPM8 channel-associated factor homolog. The record is from RefSeq and is a predicted model, not a curated record. The transcript is spliced from 7 exons. NCBI's taxonomy places the organism in Eukaryota, Metazoa, Chordata, Amphibia, Anura, Dicroglossidae. Bases 1 to 2724 code for a protein of 907 amino acids.
AUGACGGCUAAAGAAGACUACAGUUCACUUGUUCAUGGCCUAUGUAGCCUGGAGUUCUCUGGAGACAGCGUUCCCUGUCAGCUUCUCCUGACUGGUGACACGGCCUUUCCAGUGCUAGUGACUCCAGCACAACAUGUCCUCCUGGCUGCCUCUAAGUAUGGGAAGGGUAAAAUAGUGGUCAUGAGCCAUGAGUCCUAUUUAAACCAACCACAAUUCAUGGCUUUCCUGAAGAAUGCUAUAUCCUGGCUGAAACCAUCUGUGGGAGCAGUAAUUGGUAUUAACAGCACACUAAGUCUCCUGGAGCAGACUCUCUCCUCCUCUGGACACAGGGUAGAAAAGGUGUCUGGUCUGAAGAAAGAUCUAGGGGUGUUCUGUACAAUUGGAUAUGAUGACAGCCAGGCACAGGAUAUUGUCACAUUCUUGAGAAAAGGUGGAGGUGUGCUUAUUGGAGCUCAAGCCUGGUACUGGUCUCACUGUAACAAACAGGAGAACGUCCUGUAUAAUUUUCCUGGGAACAAAAUGACAUCAGUUGCUGGAGUAUAUUUCACUGACAAAUAUGGAGAGAAGGGGACCUUCUCUGUGAGUAAGAACAUACCGUGGAGCCCAGUGUAUACAGAUGUAAAUUUUUCAGAGGAUCUAAAGCAUCUCAUGCAAGGUGUUAGUGACCUGGACAUCAGUGGUGAAGCUUCGCCUUCAGACCUUCUUCUUCAUGGGCCUCUAACAUUUCCAGUUGGGGUCAGCAACAACAAUCAAUGCUUUUUUGGUGCUGCCUACUUCGGCAAGGGACGCAUUUUUGUAGGGACACAUGAAACCUACCUCUCCAAACCAGAACUGAAGACCUUUAUUCUCAAUGCUGUUUCUUGGUUGAAUAUGGGCCGAAAUGGAAAAAUUGGUGUUCAUAAGGAACUGGGAAAGCUCCUCCCUGUUUUACAAAAUGAAGGUUUAUCUUGUGUGGCUUCUGACUUGAUUCAUGAUCUCAGUGUGUAUUGCUGCACUUCUUACAGUGAUGCAGAAGCCGAAAUGAUCCAGCAGUUUGUAGCAGAAGGAGGAGGCCUGCUCAUUGCUGGCCAUGCCUGGUACUGGUCUUACUCCAACCCAAAUGUGCUUUCCCAGUACCCAGGAAAUAAAAUACUUAACAAGUUUGGCAUUAGUAUUCUAGCAGAGACAGUUAAGGCAGGAGUUUAUAAGGCUUUGGACCCCAAAGCAGGUAAUAGUACAUACCACUUUCCUAGAGCAGUCUGCCAGCUUCUGAGCAUCCUGAAGAAUGAGGAUGAACUUAAACCACCUCUCAGCUCUUGGUUGAGCAAGCUUAGACAGGAUGCCAUUUCUUUUUUGAGGCUUCCAGCCAGCCCUCUUAUCUCAUCUCUACAGCAAGAACUGGUAAAUUUAGUAAAAAGGUGUCAAUUACCCACUGUCAGUAAACAAUGUCCUGUGAAAAACAGCUCCAAUGAGGCUUUUAUCAUUUCUUUGGUUCAAGAAGUCAGCUGCCUUGAAUGUCUGGAUGACCAGGGAGAAGGUGACAUUGAUUUAUUGAACCAGCAUCCUGUUACAGUACAGAUUGAUGCCACAAACCCAGGUGCUGAUGCAUGGAGAAGUACUGGACUCUUUCUGCCCCCUGGGAAAACUGCAAUACUAAUGUUUCCAGCACCAUCUGCUGGGAAAGGUCUCCAGGUUCAGGUUGGCUGCCACUCAGAUGACCUAAGCAAAGCAGAUGAGUUUUGUCGUGCUCCUGUGGUUGUUCAUAAAAAAGAUGUUCUUGGAGAAAAAGUGAAAAUAUCCUCUAUAUGGGGAGGUCUUUUAUAUAUUAUUGUUAAAGCACAAAGCCAUCUGGGUAUGGUUCCAGUUUCGGUGUAUGGAGCAGAGCCUUCUCCAACAUUUAUUAAGGGUCAGACUAGCCUCUCAUCAUGGCUGCAAACAAUUCGUAACUAUCCAGCUCCUUGGGCUGAGCUUAUUACAGAAAACAUAAUUCUUACUGUACCCUCUGAAGCCAUCCGCUCACUAGAAGAUCCAGAAGCUUUGAUGUCUCAGUGGGAUAAGAUUAUGGCAGCUAUUGCUGAUCUAGCUGUGAUUCCUAAGAAAUUUCCCCGUCCAGAGAGAUUUGUGGCAGAUGUGCAGAUUUCAGCUGGAUGGAUGCAUGCUGGAUAUCCAAUUAUGUGUCAUUUAAAGUCAGCAAAUGACCUGACUAGUACUAUGGCUACAUGGUGUGUGAAGCAAGCUGAUCUUUGGGGACCAGUACAUGAACUUGGCCACAAUCAGCAAAGAAAGAUGUGGGAAUUUCCCCCUCAUACCACAGAAGCAACAUGCAACCUCUGGUCAGUCUAUGUACAUGAAACCAUCCUGAAUAUUUCAAGGGAUCGAGCCCAUUCUGAUCUAGAGCCAAAAAGAAGGGAAGCACGAAUCAAGCAAUAUUUGAAGAAUGGAGCCAAGUUAGAAGAAUGGGAAGUGUGGACUGCUCUGGAGACCUAUCUUCAGUUACAAGAAGGCUUCGGAUGGGAUCCCUUCAAGCGUCUCUUUGCAGAUUACCAGACAAUGUCAAAUGUCAGCAACAACAAGACAGAUAAGAUGAAUCUUUGGGCAGAGAAGUUCUCUCAAGCUGUCAAUAAGAACUUGGCUCCAUUCUUCAAGACUUGGGGUUGGCCCAUUGACCAGACAACCAGUGGGAAGUUAUCUGCAUUGCCUGCCUGGGAGGAAGAUCCUAUGAAGAAAUACACCAGCUCUAAGUAA